Molecule: messenger RNA, 1161 nt
Organism: Syngnathus acus (greater pipefish)
Lineage: Eukaryota; Metazoa; Chordata; Actinopteri; Syngnathiformes; Syngnathidae
Product: stanniocalcin-like
Exons: 4
Coding region: 289-1059 (256 amino acids)
Biological process (GO): intracellular calcium ion homeostasis
Cellular component (GO): extracellular region
Molecular function (GO): hormone activity
Source: RefSeq, a predicted model, not a curated record
CGUGUGUGUGUGCGCGCGCGUGUUUGUGCCGGAUUAUUUGUGCAGUUUCAAGGAUUGUGACUGCGGGUUUGUCUCCUUGUGCAAAUGGUGCGGGAUCCACAUCGCUCCCUCCCACUCCCCCCUUGAGAGAAACGUGAGCAGAAUCCAAACGACCGGGAAGUGACGGUCGCCCAACGGAACAUUCUUCCCUGGGCUCGUCCCGUGACGUCAGCAAGGAUCCGCGCUCCCAUUGGCCCGAGCGUCCCCUAAAAGGCACGCGCGGCCCGCCGACCCGCAUCCCGCUGAAAGAUGUGGCGUGUGUCGUGGUCUUGUCAGCUGCUGGUGGCGGUGGUGGCGUCCUCGGCGUGGUGCUCGGAGCCAGAGAGCGCGGAGGCGGCUCCGCGCCGCGCCCGCUUCUCCUCCAACAGCCCCGCGGAGGUGGCGCGCUGCCUGAACGGCGCGGUGGCGGUGGGUUGCGGAUUCUUCUCCUGCCUGGAAAACUCUACGUGCGACACGGACGGGAUGCACGAGAUCUGCGAGCUGUUCCUGCAAGCUGCCGCCACCUUCGAUACGGAGGGCAAGACGUUUGUGAAGAAGAGUCUGCACUGCGUGGCCCAGGGCAUCGGCAGCAAAGUGUUCCAGACCAUCCGCCGCUGCAACAUCUUCCAGAGGAUGAUCGCCGAGGUGCAGGAGGAAUGCUUGGUGGCGCACGACAUCUGCGGUGCGGCGCGCCGAAACCCGCAAGCCUUCGCCGACGUGGUGCAAGUGCCCACGCACUUCCCCAACAGGUACUACAGCACGCUGCUGCAGACGCUGCAGGCGUGUGACGAGCAGACGGUGGCGGCGGUGCGCACGGGCCUGCUGGGGCGUUUGGGCCCCGACGUGGAGACCUUCCUGCAGAUGGUCCGCAACAAAGACUGCGAGGCGGGCGGAGCCGCCGCCGCCUUCGAAGACCCGUCCGCCUGGAGGAACGUGCCCGUCUUCAACGUGCAGCCCGGCUUCCGGGGACGCGACCCCACCCACCUCUUCGCCCGCAAGCGUUCGCUGGACCGCCAGGGACCCGCCGGCCGGCACGGGUAGAACAUGCCGCUGUACUAUGUGGGAGUAUUGGGAGGACAACAAAGCAAGCAGAAUCAGAAAAAUAAAAAAUAAGACAUCAAAAUAACGUACGUUUGAAUUCAA